Molecule: messenger RNA, 3016 nt
Organism: Harpegnathos saltator (Jerdon's jumping ant)
Lineage: Eukaryota; Metazoa; Arthropoda; Insecta; Hymenoptera; Formicidae
Gene: Sec23
Product: transport protein Sec23
Exons: 12
Coding region: 187-2520 (777 amino acids)
Biological process (GO): endoplasmic reticulum to Golgi vesicle-mediated transport; COPII-coated vesicle budding; intracellular protein transport
Cellular component (GO): endoplasmic reticulum exit site; COPII vesicle coat
Molecular function (GO): zinc ion binding; GTPase activator activity
Source: RefSeq, a predicted model, not a curated record
AUCUUUCAAGUGACGUGGCUCGAUGACGGAAGGAUCGUUAUUUGACUUUCUCCCAGAAAUUUGUACAUUUUCCCAUUAAUAAUGUUAUAUGGUAAAAUGGGUAGGUGAACAUUGGCUGUACCUUUAUAUACGGUGCACCUAAAACUACUGGUCAACCUAAAGCUUCUUCUAUAAGAACAAUCCACUAUGACAACGUAUGAAGAUUUUAUUCAACAGAAUGAAGAUCGUGACGGUGUGCGUUUUACAUGGAACGUAUGGCCGUCUUCACGUAUUGAUGCUACCAGGCUUGUUGUACCACUAGGAACAUUGUACCAACCAAUUAAAGAACGAGCGGAUCUUCCACCUAUCCAAUAUGACCCUGUAUUAUGUACAAGAUCCACCUGCAGGGCUAUCUUAAAUCCAUUGUGCCAAGUGGACUAUCGUGCCAAGUUAUGGGUCUGCAACCUCUGCUUCCAGAGAAAUCCUUUUCCACCACAGUAUGCCGCAAUUUCAGAACAGCAUCAACCAGCAGAACUUAUUCCAAUGUUUUCAACAAUCGAAUAUACAAUAAUGCGGGCUCAAUGUUUACCACCAAUAUUCUUGCUCGUCGUGGAUACAUGUAUGGAUGAUGAAGAAUUAGGAGCGCUUAAGGAUUCACUACAGAUGUCCUUAUCUUUGCUUCCUCCCAACACUCUGAUCGGUCUUAUUACGUUCGGCAGAAUGGUUCAAGUUCAUGAGUUAGGAUGCGAUGGUUGCAGCAAGAGUUAUGUAUUCCGCGGCACGAAGGAUCUGCAGCCGAAACAGGUCCAGGAUAUGUUAGGUAAAAGUAUAGGUAGACCGUUUCCCGGACAGAACCCAAGCCAACCGAGAGGACCCGGCACGCAACCAUUGCCGCCGGCCAAUCGUUUUUUACAGCCGGUCCAUAAGUGUGACAUGAAUCUAACGGACCUUCUAGGAGAGCUACAGCGCGACCCGUGGCCCGUUGGGCCAGGAAAACGUCCAUUGAGAUCUACUGGUGUGGCAUUAGCCGUUGCUACUGGUCUCCUAGAAGCUAGUUACGCUAACACUGGUGCUAGAAUUAUGCUGUUCCUCGGUGGGCCGUGUUCCCAAGGACCCGGUCAAGUAGUAACCGACGAUCUACGACAGCCGAUCAGAUCACAUCAUGAUAUCCAGAAGGAUAACGCCAAGCAUAUGAAGAAGGCGACCAAGCAUUAUGACGCGUUGGCGUCGCGUGCCGCUGCCAAUGGCCACAUUAUAGACAUAUAUUCCUGCGCUCUCGAUCAAACCGGUUUGCUGGAGAUGCGACAGUGCUGCAACUCCACCGGCGGCCACAUGGUGAUGGGAGAUUCGUUCAACUCAUCUUUGUUCAAGCAGACCUUCCAACGUGUAUUCGCCAAGGACUCCAAAGGCGACCUAAAGAUGGCAUUCAACGCUACUUUAGAGGUGAAAACGUCACGGGAGAUCAAGGUUUCCGGAGCGAUCGGGCCCUGCGUGUCGUUAGGAGUGAAAGGAGCUAGCGUAGGAGAACAGGAAGUAGGAUUGGGCGGUACUUGUCAAUGGAAGUUCUGCUCACUGACGCCGUCCACGACCACGGCUCUCUUCUUCGAAGUUGUAAACCAGCACACCGCACCGAUCCCACAGGGUGGAAGAGGCUGCAUCCAAUUCAUCACUCAGUAUCAACAUAGCAGCGGUCAGAGAAGAAUCCGAGUCACUACUAUCGCGAGAAAUUGGGCAGACGCGUCGUCGUCCUUGCAUCAUGUGAGCGCGGGAUUCGACCAGGAGGCAGCGGCCGUUCUCAUGUCGCGUUUAGCUGUGUUUAGAGCGGAAAGCGACGACGGACCAGAUGUAUUAAGAUGGGUCGAUCGUAUGCUGAUCAGACUUUGCCAAAAGUUCGGAGAGUAUGCCAAGGACGAUCCAAAUAGCUUCAGAUUGGCGGAAAACUUUUCCUUGUACCCGCAAUUCAUGUAUCACUUGCGUAGAUCGCAAUUUUUACAAGUAUUCAAUAAUUCGCCCGAUGAGACCAGUUUCUACAGACAUAUGCUUAUGCGUGAAGAUUUAACAAAUUCUUUGAUCAUGGUUCAACCUAUCUUAUACAGUUAUGGAUUCAAUGGGCCCCCGGAGCCUGUAUUAUUAGAUACUUCGUCCAUUCAACCCGAGAGAAUUCUGUUAAUGGACACAUUCUUCCAGAUACUCAUUUUCCACGGAGAGACCAUCGCGCAAUGGCGACAGUCAAAGUAUCAAGAUCUGCCGGAAUACGAAAACUUCAGGCAGUUAUUGGCAGCGCCUGUUGACGACGCGGCGGAGAUAUUAGGCGGCAGAUUUCCCGCGCCACGAUAUAUCGAUACGGAACAAGGCGGAUCUCAAGCUAGAUUCCUACUGAGUAAAGUUAAUCCGAGCCAGACUCACAAUAAUAUGUAUGCUUAUGGCGCGGGGAUGCCGAUGCCCAACGGGGAAAGCGGUGCACCUGUGUUGACCGACGAUGUCAGUUUGCAAAUAUUCAUGGAGCAUCUGAAGAAAUUAGCUGUAUCAUCUACAGCAUAAAUCAAUGAAUAUGUUAUUUAUACUUGCAGUAUGUGUUAUGAUAAACGUUCAUUUAUCAUAUAAUAUUUUAUAAUAUAAUAAAAAUCUAUCUGGAAAAUGCAGAAUAGGCGAGCGAAGAAAGUCGAAUUUGUAAAUAUAAAGCUUUUCAAGGAAAAAUCACAAUAAAUUUGAAAAUCAGAUGAUUAUGAAACAAGUAGCAGUGUAAAUUAAUUCAAUGUUAAAAAGACGUUGCAAUCAUAAAAUAUAGAUUGUGAAUUAUUUAGAACGUAGAUUUUUACGUAGACAAUAAAGCAGAACGUUUCUUGUGUGAUUUCACACAUUUGUAAGCUCAUUCCAGAUCUAUAUUUGUGUUUGAUAUUAAUUGAUGAUUGAGGUAAGAGAUAAUGCAACGCAUGUAAACAAAUAUUAGUAAAUAAUUUUAAAGUUUCUCCAGUAAUAUUACUGUUUUUUUCUGUAUUUUUCCUUAACAUUCUGUAUGUUGUAAGCAAUAAAUGAA